AUGCAUUGUUCAAAGGCCCCCACUCAAUCACCAGCGGAAACUAAAUUGAUAUUAGCUAUAUGGCUGGCAGUUGCGUUUAUCCAGUCUGUUCUACUGUUUUCCCGGGGCAACCAGGAGAGUCUGAGCACUGAAGCAAAACAACGACUAUUGUUUCUAUGGGCAGUUCAGAUACUAUGUUGUUUGAUUGUAUUUUUGUGGUCUUUUCAGGACCUUCCAGUAAAUAUCUCACCAAACAAGAGAAAAUGA
Messenger RNA from Colletotrichum truncatum, 246 nucleotides. RefSeq lists its product as uncharacterized. NCBI's taxonomy places the organism in Eukaryota, Fungi, Ascomycota, Sordariomycetes, Glomerellales, Glomerellaceae. The record is from RefSeq and is a predicted model, not a curated record.